This is a messenger RNA of Colletotrichum chrysophilum, 1431 nucleotides long. RefSeq lists its product as uncharacterized. The record is from RefSeq and is a predicted model, not a curated record. NCBI's taxonomy places the organism in Eukaryota, Fungi, Ascomycota, Sordariomycetes, Glomerellales, Glomerellaceae. Bases 1 to 1431 code for a protein of 476 amino acids. The transcript has a single exon.
AUGGUGGUAAAGACAACUUCAGGUCAAAUCACGGGCUUCAUCAACUCUACAUAUCCCGAUGUUCGCCAGUUCUUAGGUAUUCGUUAUGGGAAGCAGGCGACACACCAGUUGCGCUUUUCCCCACCUCAACGAUAUACAAGCAACGCACCCUUCAACGCCACCAAGACACCUGACGCGUGUCCUCAGUUUGUGAGCACUUUGCAUAACAUCAUCAAUGAUGCUGUCACCGAAUACAACAACUUCGCUCCGAUCAGCGAAGACUGUCUCUCUCUCUCAGUGUGGGCGCCGAAGAACAUCAGCAAAGACGACAAAGUGCCGGUCAUUAUAUGGAUUCAUGGCGGCGGACUCCAAACUGGUUCUUCGUCUGUGCCUCUGCAGCAACCUCCGGGAUGGAUCCAGCGCAGCAAGAGUCACAUUGUUGUGGCAGUGCAGUAUCGUCUGAACAUCUUUGGCUUCCCCAAUGCCGCUGGCCUCAAGCAGUCCAACUUAGGCCUCAUGGACCAGCGCAUGGCCAUCGAGUGGGUCAGGGACAACAUUGAAGCAUUCGGUGGUGACCUGAACAAAUUGGUUCUUUGGGGUCAGUCCUCCGGCGCUGCAUCUAUAGAUGCGCAAAACUUUGCGUUCCCCGGCGAUCCUAUCGUUAAGGGGUUCAUCCAAGACAGCGGUAAUGUCUUGAUUCCACCUUCCACUGGCCUUGCCACACUUGAUCCCAUGCACAGGAACUUCUCGUUUGUGGCGAAAGAACUCGGCUGCCCUCCCGUCCCGGAUGCUGAGCUGGCUUGCAUGCGUUCCCAGUCAACUGAGCGCAUCGUCAACUUCCUCGCGAACUACACUGAUACCAUGGCAACGCCACCCCUGAACUUCAUCGCAACUCCGGACGAGAAGUGGGUGUUUUCCAACUACACAGAUCGCUAUGCCAAGGGCCUCUUCAGUGAUCGUCCCGCGAUCUUCGGCUCCAACCUGCGCGAAGGAAACAUCAUGGUCCCGUUCCCAAAGCACCCAGUGCACAUGGGCGUCAAUGAUACCCUGUCCGAGAUGCGGACGCUCGCCCUUUUUCAAUGCCCAGCUGCACACUCCGCCGGGAUGCGAGAAGCCGCCAAGCGAAAGACGUACCGGUACCUUUACAGCGGCAACUUCACUGAUAUCAGUCCGUACUUCUGGGCCGGCGCAUAUCACAUGACUGAACUGCCUCAGAUCUUUGGUACGAGGGGAGAUUUCAUAGCUGCUGCUUCAGAUUAUGAAGUCCAGACAAGUGAAGCGAUGCAGGACUUGUGGUUGGGGUUCGCACAGAACCUGGAUGCCCCAGAAAAGGCAGGUUGGCAAGAGGCCAACGGCGGCAAGAUGCUCAUGCUCGGAGUGCCUGGAGGUCCUGGUGUUCAAGUGAUUGAUGAGAUGGUAGUCGAUAAUCCAUGCAAAGCAAACGGAAUGUGA